This is a messenger RNA of Andrographis paniculata, 1914 nucleotides long. Its product is annotated as L-ascorbate oxidase homolog. The record is from RefSeq and is a predicted model, not a curated record. Gene Ontology annotation, molecular function: oxidoreductase activity; copper ion binding. NCBI's taxonomy places the organism in Eukaryota, Viridiplantae, Streptophyta, Magnoliopsida, Lamiales, Acanthaceae. The transcript has a single exon. The coding region runs from base 121 to 1806 and encodes 561 amino acids.
UUGCCAGAAGGAGCCGCUCCGGCACCCUCUCCUCCCCGGCAAUAAUCCCAAUAAUAAGUAAAUAUACAUUUACAGAAACCAAAACCCCAAUCCAAUCAUCAUUUUCAGUGCAGUGCAGAUAUGGCGGGGGCUAGCGGCAGGGCGAUAAUCUCCACGGCGGCGCUGGUGAUAUUCCUGGCGGCGGGUUGCCUCGCGGAGGAUCCGUACAAGUUCUUCGAGUGGCACGUGACCUACGGCGAGGUUGCGCCGCUCGGAGUCCCCCGGCAGGGGAUCCUCAUCAACGGCCAAUUUCCAGGCCCGAAGAUCAACUGCACCUCCAACAAUAACAUUAUCGUCAAUGUCUUCAACCACCUGGAAGAGCCCCUGAUCUUCACCUGGGCCGGAAUUCAGCACCGGAAAAACUCCUGGCAGGACGGCACGCCGGGGACGAUGUGCCCCAUUCUCCCCGGCACCAAUUACACUUACCAUUUCCAGCCUAAGGACCAAAUCGGAACUUACUUCUACUUUCCGACCGUCGGCCUCCAGCGGGCCUCCGGCGGGGUGGGGAUGCUCCAGGUCCUCAGCCGGGAUUUAAUUCCGGUCCCGUUCGACACUCCGGCCGACGACUACUCAAUCAUCCUCGGCGAUUGGUAUAACAAAGACCACAAGACGCUGCAGAGGAUUCUCGACGCCGGCCGCUCCAUCGGCCGGCCGGACGGCGUCCAUAUCAACGGGAAGUCGUUUAAGGUCGGGGACACCGCCGCCGUGGCGUCACCGGAUUUCAGUAUGGAGGCCGGGAAAACUUACCGGUACCGCGUCUGCAACGCCGGGCUCCGGCUUUCGAUCAAUUUCCGAUUCCAGGGGCACACGAUGAAGCUCGUUGAGAUGGAGGGAUCACACACGGUGCAGAACAUCUACGACUCCCUCGACCUCCACGUCGGCCAGUGCGCCUCCGUGCUGGUGGCGGCAGACAAGGCGGUGAAGGAUUACUACUUUGUCGCCUCCACCAGGUUCUUCAAAGACGCCAUGACAGCUGUCGCUGUCGUCCGUUACGCCGGAAGCAACAUUCCGGCGAGCCCUGAGCUGCCGCUGCCCCCACCGGAGAACACCGAGGGGAUCACAUGGUCGAUCAACCAAUUCCGGUCAUUCCGGUGGAAUCUCACCGCCAGUGCCGCCCGGCCGAAUCCACAGGGGAGCUACAAGUACGGGAAGAUCAACAUCACCCGGACUAUCAAAAUCGAGAACAACCGGUACGACUCGGACGGGAAGCUCCGAUUCGGGAUCAACGGCGUAUCCCACGUCGACAGCGAGACGCCAUUGAAGCUCGCUGAGUACUUCGGCGUCGCCGACAAGGUGUUCGUCUACGACCUGGUGAAGGACAACGAUCCCUCCGCCACCAAGGUCGCGGCGGCGAUCGCGCCGAGCGUGAUGAACGCAAGCUUCAAGGGGUUCGUCGAGUUCAUCUUCGAGAACCAUGAGAAGACGAUCCAGACGUGGCAUCUCGACGGGUACUCGUUCUUCGCGGUGGCGAUCGAGGCCGGCGUGUGGAGUCCGGAGAAAAGGAAGAACUACAACUUGUUGGAUGCCGUUAGCCGGAACACGAUCCAGGUGUACCCGAACACGUGGGCGGCGGCAGUGACGACGCUCGACAACGCCGGAAUGUGGAACCUGAGGUCGGAGAUGAGGGAGAGGGCGUACCUGGGGCAGCAGAUGUACGUCAGCGUUUUGUCGCCGGAGAAGUCGCUGAGGGACGAGUACAACAUUCCGGCGACGCAGCAGCUCUGCGGCAUUGUCAAGGAUCUGCCGAAGCCUGCGCCAUAUGUGUAAUCAAAUAAUUUCUGAAACUCUUGUUGCUUACACUGUCUGCAUUGUAUUGUAUCACACACGUUGGAUGGAGGUUUUGGUUUCAAUAUAUAUUGAAUUGCCGUUUGAUGG